GAAAGGCAAAGAUGAGGUCAGAUCUAGCAGAUGAUAAAAAUAUCCUGCAAAUUGCUGCGGCUGAAAUUGCCGAAUCAUCAGACACAAGCGGAUUUUUCGAAAUCACCAGCAAUGGUUCCAAUGGCCACAGCGGGCAUCGAUCCGAUGAUCUACUGCAUUUAUCUACUGGAGAAUACCUGAACUACCCAAAAGCAACAUCCCGACCGAAGAGAUCAACCCGGCGCCUCCAAACGGAAUCUGCGCUCGAUCCGGACUUGACCGACUCCAGCUCCCAAAGUGACGACACUAGCUGCGGUAGUGGCAGUCGUGCUGGCAGCCGCGGUGGAAGCAGCAGCCGAAACACGUCCAUGCAGACCAGUCAGCAAACGGCAACAGCAGCCGCAAGACGCCGGAAAGGUGUUCUAAAUGCCAAAGAGCGCAAUCUACGGCGACUGGAGUCCAACGAACGGGAACGUAUGCGAAUGCAUAGUCUCAAUGAUGCAUUUCAGUCGUUGAGAGAGGUAAUACCACACGUCAAGAAAGAACGACGUCUGUCCAAGAUUGAAACGCUUACGUUGGCCAAGAACUACAUCACGGCUCUUACGGAUGUUAUCAUUGUGAUGCGUGGUGAGGGGGAUGCUACGGGUGCUGCAACGAAAACAAAAACACCAGCAAGAACAGCCGCAGUAGUGGCGUUAACACCAACAGCAGUCCCAAUAACUGGAUCCAACGCAAUGCAGAACCAGUGUAUCGUGAAAGCGGAAGCUGAUUCUCAGCAACAGCGCCAUCAGCAUCAUCACAAUCUUCUCCAUCCUGAUCAUAUUUCGUCCACCAUAUCCGUGCUUGACGUACUGAGCAGUAGCGGUAUCAAUCAACAGAACCUGCUCCAUCCCAUUAGCCUCAUAGGUGGUAGUGACACCAAUCAUCACCACCACCACCAUCAUCAUAAUAACAACAAUAACCUCAGUAUCGCCAAUUUCAACAACAACAACAACAAUAAUAAUAGCAUCAACCAUAACAACAACAAUAGUGCAAGCAGUAUAGACAUUGAAAACAGCUUCUACGAGGAUCCAUUUCAAAUGAUGUAAAUCCUCCCUCACAAUCCGGUAAGAUGCAUUUAACGGUGAUGCGAUCGGAAUUUUUUAUAAAGACAGAACAUGGAUCUAGCGAACACUUUUCGUUGUGUGGAAUAGUAAAAAAUAAUUAGUUCCACUACCAUUAUCAUUACACUUAACUACCCAUGGAUGGUAUUAUAUAAUUUUGAAUAAUUUACCUUCCUACGAUUCACGUAAAACUAAAACGAAACGAUUGAGAUAAAACUAAAGCAGGUACCCUACCCUCUUAUACUGCCUAGUUUCACUCAUUUCGAAUUCGUGGAUUAUUCUAAGUUUAUCCUAUGAUAUCUAGUCUUUUUGGUCACGAAAUUCAGGAAUUUAUGUACUCCGCUGCAAAUACCUUGUCAGAUCAUAGAUUUAUCGGCAAAGGCGAAUUUGAAUUUACUAGAUACAUCAUUUGGCUCUAUAUAAUUUUUCCCAAGUAGCACUUGAAACUUAUUCACAGAAAAUUGCAUGGUAGACACAAAGGAAACAAUGGUGACGAUAGAGUCAACAUAAUGUUACUUAUUCUCAUCUCAUCAUAUUAAAUUACAUUAAACUUCAACGGUAACCUUAUUCUUACGACAUGUUUUGAAUUAACUGUAUUCGGUUGCUAACUGGUCACCGGAACAAAAUGUGACAGUGAAAACGCGAUACACUACAUAAUAAAAUUAAAUAAUGCUUACACAGCGGUUACCGGAAAACAUUGAAUACCAUAAAUUAAUAAAUAGUGGGAAAUUACAGAAUUCUUGAAAAUUGAGUAUAGUUGAGUCUUUGCUUAUAUAUAAAUGCUUUAAGAAUGUUUGCCGAUAUUUGCGCGGAACAAACUUUAUUGUUUUUUGCGAAGCAUAUUUUCUCUACCAGGGCAUAUAUUGGCACGCGUUG
Molecule: messenger RNA, 1958 nt
Organism: Malaya genurostris
Lineage: Eukaryota; Metazoa; Arthropoda; Insecta; Diptera; Culicidae
Gene: dimm
Product: protein dimmed
Exons: 3
Coding region: 12-1067 (351 amino acids)
Molecular function (GO): protein dimerization activity
Source: RefSeq, a predicted model, not a curated record